Messenger RNA from Menidia menidia (Atlantic silverside), 996 nucleotides. Lineage: Eukaryota; Metazoa; Chordata; Actinopteri; Atheriniformes; Atherinopsidae. The record is from the annotation of a GenBank genome assembly.
CUGGACACAGGGUUGGGUCAGCCUGUGUGCCCCACCAGCAGGACCUGUUGCCACGGGAACCAGAAGUCCCACCGUGAAUGUUUUCCCUCCAGGUGGUCCGGCGCCAUGAGUCAGCAGCGGACGGAGCGGCGGGGCAUUCACGUGGACCAGUCGGACCUGCUGUGCAAAAAGGGAUGCGGUUACUACGGCAACACGGCCUGGCAAGGCCUGUGCUCCAAGUGCUGGAGGGAGGAGUACCAGCGGGUGCGGCAGAAGCAGAUCCAGGACGACUGGGCCCUGGCAGAAAAGCUGCAGCGGGAGGAGGAGGCGGCCUACGCCUGCAGCCAGGGCCAGGGCGCGCCCCCCCAGGCCCCCGCCCCGCAGCCCCCCCCGGGACACGCCUCGCUGGGCCCCUUCUCCAAGUUCGAGGAGAAGAAGACCAAUGAGAAGACGCGGAAGGUGACCACCGUUAAAAAGUUCUUCAGCCCCUCAUCGCGAACCACCUCCAAGAAAGGUAGCGCACACAGUGAGGCUUUUCCAGUCAGGCUUUUCCAGUUCCAGAGGUAUUUGGAGAAGCAUAGUGUGGAAUUAUUUUGCUGUGCAGCGGCCUUCAUAGAGAAGCUGGACGCUCAGUCCCUGAAUCUCUCCCCCGAGGAGUUUGAGCGCUACAUGUCCGGCCAGGCGUCCCCGCGCUACGGCAGCUCGGACGGCGAGUGGCCGCCCUCCGGUCCGGCGGCGGCGGCCGCGAGCGCCGCCAACCCCGUCCUGGUGCAGCUCGACCACAACCUGGAGCUGCUGACCAGCCUGAGCGGCCGGCAGGACGCCCUGCUGGACGCCGCCCGCAGCCUCCAGCAGGAGCUGCUCUCCUGGCCCCGGAGCGUCCAGCGGGAGGUGACGGACAUCUUGGAGAAAUACCCGCUGGAGGUGGCAGCGUCCAGCGUUUCGGCCAUCGAUGCAAACAACAUGGACAACAGCAACCUGCCCUCCCCCCUCAAACCCCAGGUUUUCACCGGCUAG